Thalassophryne amazonica is the source of this 1677-nucleotide messenger RNA. RefSeq names its product zinc finger protein ZIC 4-like. The coding region runs from base 162 to 1235 and encodes 357 amino acids. Gene Ontology annotation, cellular component: nucleus. Lineage: Eukaryota; Metazoa; Chordata; Actinopteri; Batrachoidiformes; Batrachoididae. Gene Ontology annotation, biological process: central nervous system development; regulation of transcription by RNA polymerase II. The record is from RefSeq and is a predicted model, not a curated record. Gene Ontology annotation, molecular function: RNA polymerase II cis-regulatory region sequence-specific DNA binding; DNA-binding transcription factor activity, RNA polymerase II-specific. The transcript is spliced from 3 exons.
UGCGUGGAGGCUCCUCCGGGGAGCAGUAGCGGGUGAGGACGCCGCCGCAUGCGCCGUGCGCUUCAGCCAGACGCUCGGCAAGGACGCAGGACGGCGCGCGACGCCUUUCCAGCCGGACCGAAGCGGUUUUGGGCGGCGGAGGACGGCAGCAGCAGCGGGGCAUGAAGCGGCUCCACGGCCUCGUCGCUCCGCUGGGGAACAACAACUCCGGAGCCUCCAGCAUCGCCGACAUCUGCGCCGCCGACGGCCUGCUGGACUUCUCCGCGCGCCCGGCCGUCAAGAGCGAGCUGGUGUGCCGAUGGACCGAGCGCGGCUCCCGGCCGGCGCUCGGACCGGCGGCCGUGUGCCAGCAAACUUUCGGCUCCAUGCACGAGCUGGUGGACCACGUCAGCAGCGAGCACGUCGCGGCGGGGCUGGAGACCCUGAGCCAUGUCUGCAUGUGGGCCGAGUGCGUGCGCGGCGGGAAGGCGUUCAAAGCCAAGUACAAACUCAUCAACCACAUCCGCGUGCACACCGGGGAGAAACCGUUCCUCUGCGCCUUCCCCAACUGCGGCAAGAUGUUCGCCCGCUCCGAGAACCUGAAGAUCCACACGCGCACGCACACUGGUGAGAAGCCGUUCCAGUGUGAAUUUUGUGAGCGGCGAUUUGCCAACAGCAGCGACCGAAAGAAGCACUCACAGGUCCAUACGGCCUCAAAACCCUACGACUGCAAGGCCCUCGGCUGCACUAAGUCCUACACCCACCCCAGUUCCCUGCGCAAACAUAUGAAGGUCCACGUCAAACUGUCACCUACCUCUGAGGCCCACCACACUUACGAUCCUGUCCUUUAUCAACAACAGCAACCUCAUGCGACUCUCUUUGAGCCACUUGACCUUAAAAUGACCCACCUUUCUCCAUCACUGGCCAGAAAAAGUGUUAACUUUCCUCCGCUGUCCAAUUGUGAACUGGAUAUCAGUUCAGCUAGAGAUGGGGACCAUAAACUGCUGCUGCGGAGUUCGUCUCCCAUGGCAAUGCCCCUUGACCUUUCCCUGUCUGGCCUGAAGAGUCGACUGGCCCAGCAGCAGAAUACGAGGACCCCACGUAGGAGCCAGCGCUCAGUCAACCAAGCCUUACCUCAGCUGUCCAACAUUAAGGAGUGGUACGUGUGUACCAGGACUACAUCUGCGCACUUUCCCUUACUUCAUCCAGACCACAUCAAAUCAGAACCUCGAGACCAGGAGGACAAUAUCACAUAGGACAGACGGACCAGUGGAUGUGGACAUGAACACACAGACACCCCAGGCCCACAGACACUGUGUAAAACCACUGUUGCUGCUCCUCACCUUUUCUAGUGAAGUGGAUCAGAAACAGGUGUCUGUACACCAGAAACACUUCUUAAAAGUGUGUUUUUAACAUCUGCUCAAAUGAGACUAUAUUUGUUAAAGACUCAACACUGAGAGGAAUCACGUUCCAGCAACCUUCAACGUUCCUUGAAAAUGUUGAUUUUUUCUUUGCUUGAUGUGAAUGAAUGAAGAGACUGAAUGAUGAGAAUAAGAGUCCAUGACAAUCUUCUUUGUUUGGCCAUUUUCUUGGCACUUCCCAGAAUUCAUAUAGAUGAUGCAGUUUGAAGACCAUCUCAAUGUUCAAACUUGUUUUGAGGGAUAUUAAUGAUUAAAGCUGGGAGAUAUUAAAUCAAAA